GUUUAUAUUCUAAUGGGGCAGGGAACAUGUAAAUAAAUAGGUCCAUAGAAAAUAUAUACAAGAGUAAAUAGAAAGUAAUCUUAGAGGAUGAGGCACUAGCAGCUGGAGAGACAUUUGCUUCUUACAGAAAGUGGCAAAUACAAGACUAACCUCUCUUCCACAGUGUAAACUUUCCAGCACUUGACAACUAGUAUAUCACACAUAAAUUUUUUCUGCUUAAUUUUAAAAAUUUAUUAAAUUCAGUCUGAACCCAAAGCAUUGUGUUGACACAAAAAUAACAGUCAUAGAGUAAGGAAAGAAAUUGAAUGUAUGAUUUUAUCAGUAUAGAAAACUUCAUGGUAAGGAAUCUCCCUCUACCAAUACAGGUCACAUUUUCUCUGCAAAUUAUAGUUUUAGAGAUUUAGGUCACUGAGCAAUCAAUUAUAUAGAAGAGAGAGAAUGAAGCUAUUUGGGAAUUUUCCCUAUCUACAUAAUGAAGGGGUGGAACUGAAUAUCCUUUAAGGUCCCUGCCAAUUCUUUAAAUCCAUGAUGCACUUGUCCAUAGCGCUUUGUACAUACUUAUUUAAUUUAAUUGAAUUUGUCUAGUAAGGAAUCCAUAAGAGCUUAAAUUCCUGUGCUUUAAUUCAUUAAGAUGGCAGGCAUUAGGUGACACAAAAACCAUAACAUUUCAUUUGCACAUUAAAUCAAAUUAACAACAUCCCAAAUAAAAGAUAGGAAAGUCUUUAGAAAGAGUAUUUCCCUGGCCACAAGACCCAAGUUGCUGGAAGAAUUUGCAGAAUAUUUAUUCCCAGUCUUCAGAAACACUAGAUACAGCCCAGACUUUAGGCAAAGGAAUUCAGACUUGUAGUUAGCACUUGGGUUCCUGAGGUCCCUAUGAUGGAUGACAAGAUAUCCUUGCAAAUGAGGAAACUAAGGUUCAUGGAGGUGUGCUUAUUUGCCCAAAGUCACACAGAUAGUAGAUAUCAGAUGAGGUUUGAACUAAGGUCCUUGGAAUUAGAGGACUAGAGGUGCUGCUCAUUCUAAUACAGUAUACAGCCACAUCUCAUCCCCACUCGACUCCAGCCCAUGAUUCAAUCAAUGACAUGAUGUUCACAUCCAAAGACUGCCCUCCAGGAAGCUGAAGUCCCUCCAUCCAGAGUUAAGUGGGGGGAAACUAGAAUCAGAAUCUCUGAAUUGAAUUCUCACCUAAAGUGAAGCAUUAUUCCCUUUUAAAGAUGCCAAUUGACGGUAAUUAAUUCUGCCUCCCCUCAAAGACUCUAUUGAGAAUAGUCCUCCCUAAUCUUCAGAGGCAGUCCAUCCCACUUUGGGAACAACACUCAUUUUAAGAAUUGUUUAUCCAAACACAGUAGAACUUCCAAGUUCUAUUCCUAUUUCCUCUCAAACUCCAACUACUUGCUGGGAGGAACUCUAGCUGGAGCAAAGCUUAUAAAUUUUAUUUUCCUCCAGGGAGUACCUAAGUUCAGUCCUUCACUAGUCAGUUUUGAGACUGUAUUGUGAUCCCUAGAUUUUUUUUCCUCCACUUAUCACUUACACUUGUAUGCACAAAAAGGGGAGAAGAAAAGGAGGAGAAAAGGCCAUCACACCUUUGACCAUUUAACAGGAAAGAGGGUGGGGGACAUUGGAAAAUGCUGCCGGGGUUUUUUUGUUUUGUUUUUUCCUCAGUGAGCCCAACAAUUUGAAGCUGCCAAAAUCUGGGAAGAGUCAUCUCCUUUUCCUCUCUACUUCCUGCUCCAGACCUAAGCAUCAGAUUGGAUAGAUUCCCAAAGCCAACAGUACUGUUACUACUGGCCAGAUCAGGUCAACCCAGAGGGCCUUCUCUAUACUCCCAGUUCCUACUACUCCUGCCUAAUCGGUAUCUACAAAUCAUUAUCUUAAACCAAAGAAAGGCAAUCACAUGGACUCAUGGAAAUUAAAAAGGGAACGAAGGAAAGGAAGGAAAGGAAGGAAAGAAAGGAAAGAAAGGAAAGAAAGGGAAGGAAGGAAGGAAGGAAGGAAGGAAGGAAGGAAGGAAGGAAGGAAGGAAGGAAGGAAGGAAGGAAGGAAGGAAGGAAGGAAGGAAGGAAGGAAGAUAGAGAAGCCAGCAAUGGGCAGAGAAAGGGUGAGUGUAAAGUAUGAGGAAGUAGCCUUGGAAAACCCACUUAAAAGGGAGCAAAGACCACCCUUCCCCCCACCUCCCCACCACCACGUUCCUCCCCUCCCCCCAUGCCCCAUGCUAGAGAGUCUCCAGCUGUCCUAGGUUUCUGGUCAAGUGGUUCAAAGCCAACUCUCCUCCAGUAAGUCAGCGCCCAGCCUGGAAUGCUAGGGGUGGAGGAGACAACGGGGCGUCUACUCCAGCUCUUUGUUUGGGGGAGAAAGGAAGAAAUUAGGAAGGGAAUAAUUCAUAAUUAUGUGUUUGAAUCUGCUGAGAGUGCCGUCGGUCUCCACGGAUUGACAAGUACACGAGCAUUUCCAAUUCAAGUAUCUUGGUAGCUCCACAUACUGAAAUUCACAACUUAGAUUCACACCUUAGAAGGAGUGUGCUAGAUAAAUCGAGCGACUUCCGGUUUGGGGCUUCCGGUUUCCGGUUUCCGACGGUUACAAAAGGCGGCCGCCACAGCCUGACGCACCAUAUCUCGAGCGCAGUGACGCAGCAGCUGCAGUUACUGGCGGCGGAGGACGUCCGGAACCAUGAUCGAGAUCGUGUGCAAUGACCGGCUGGGCAAAAAAGUCCGAGUGAAGUGCAACCCCGAAGACUCCAUCGGGGACCUGAAGAAACUGAUUGCGGCUCAGACGGGCACCCGCUGGAACAAGAUCGUGCUGAAGAAAUGGUACACGGUCUUCAAGGACCACGUGACCCUGGGCGACUAUGAAAUCCAUGACGGAAUGAACCUGGAGCUUUAUUACCAGUAAGGGAUCCUCAGCGCCCACGUCAGCGCUGCUUCCUCUCCCUCCCCCUCCUGAAUGAGACUUCCUGCAGCAGUUUCUGUCGAGUUUCCAGUAGCCAUAAAGUGCAGACUGAGGGUGCAAGUCCCUAGAAAUCAACCAAUCAUGGACUGAGAGAAAUUGGGUAAGACUUGUAUGAACUGCUGUAAAGGGAAGGGAACAGCAACAGCAGAACAAUAUAUACAGUAACAGUUUUCGAAGGACAGUUAAGUCUCCAAGACUUAGAAAUUGGGAUCAAUGCCAGAGGACAGGGGAUAAAACAUGCUACUCACCUACGUAUUGGGAAGCGAUGGAGUCCUUGUGCAGAAGAAGCAUAAUUUGUUUGUCUUUUUUAAUAUGACCAAUGCAGAAAUUUGUUUUCUUGACUAUACCUGUUUGUGAAAUGGCGUUGUUUUCCUUGAUUUCUCAAUGAGUAAGGAAAUGGAGGGGAGAGAAUUCAAAGCUGAAAAUAAAAUGCAAUUUAAAAAAAUAA
Molecule: messenger RNA, 3394 nt
Organism: Antechinus flavipes (yellow-footed antechinus)
Lineage: Eukaryota; Metazoa; Chordata; Mammalia; Dasyuromorphia; Dasyuridae
Product: ubiquitin-like protein 5
Exons: 1
Coding region: 2668-2889 (73 amino acids)
Biological process (GO): protein modification process; mRNA splicing, via spliceosome
Cellular component (GO): cytoplasm; nucleus
Molecular function (GO): protein binding; protein tag activity
Source: RefSeq, a predicted model, not a curated record